AUGGGAAUCCAAAAUGCCGCAGCGGAAUUGCCCGCCAUGAAGUCCAACCCCAAAUUCAUCUUCUUCACCGACUUUGAUGGCACCAUUACGCUACAGGACAGCAAUGACUUCUUGACUGACACAAUCGGAUAUGGCAAGGAGAGGCGCCGUAAGAUGAACGUGGAAUGUCUGGAAGACAGGAUCUCCUUCCGGGACUCUUUCCGCGACAUGAUGGACAGUGUGACCAAGCCGUACAGCGAGUGCAUCCAGUACCUGGUCGACAAUAUCAAGCUGGACCCUGGAUUUGCCGAGUUCUACCAGUGGUCGCUCGAAAACAACAUACCUGUUGUUGUUCUUUCAUCUGGCAUGGAACCCAUUAUCAAGGCACUGCUGAAGAAGCUAGUCGGGCCCGAAUCAGAGAAGAUGCAGGUUCUGGCAAACAACGCAGCACCCAGGGAAGGGAAGUCAAUGGAUGAAGAAGGUGGAUGGGAAAUCGUUUUCAGGCACCCGGAGAGUGGUUUCGGACACGACAAGUCCAUCUGCCUGCGCCAAUACUCAUCGCUCCCGGAUGACGUACGCCCAACCAUGUUCUACGCUGGAGAUGGCGUCUCAGACCUGUCUGCAGCUCGCGAAACCGAUCUGUUGUUUGCGAAGAAGGGACAUGAUCUCAUCACCUACUGCGCUCGGGAGAACGUCCCGUUCACAGUUUUUGCAGACUGGACCAACAUCUUGGCCAAAUGCAAGGAUAUUGUGGAAGGCAAGACUAGCGUGAAGGAAGCCGCUCAACAAGGCUUCGAAGCAUACAAAGCUGGCGCCGCUGGCAUCUAG
Paraphaeosphaeria sporulosa is the source of this 807-nucleotide messenger RNA. RefSeq lists its product as uncharacterized. The transcript has 2 exons. The coding region runs from base 1 to 807 and encodes 268 amino acids. Gene Ontology annotation, molecular function: phosphatase activity. Lineage: Eukaryota; Fungi; Ascomycota; Dothideomycetes; Pleosporales; Didymosphaeriaceae. The record is from RefSeq and is a predicted model, not a curated record.